GAUAUAAGGGUGAUCUGAUACAGAAAAGUGGCUUUUUUUUGAGUGAAAAGUGUUCAGACACUUUGUUCUCUUUGAACUCUGGUAGUUCAAUAUUAACUUGGUGACUCCAGUAACUCCAGAUGUGGGCUUUUUGACUGAUUAGAUUCGAUGACAUGCUCCCAAGUUUUUUCAGGAUUACAGGCUCAGUCAUCCUCAAGAAUGGGAGCAAAAGCGACACCUCUUCUACUAUCGCUACUUCUUGGACAUGUUCUCCACCUCACAUUGUGUAAUGACGUGUUUAUCGACAACAAGGAAGCCUCUCAGAUCAUUCGAGCAAAGAGGGCUAACACGGUUUUUGAGGAGUUAAAACCAGGGAAUCUGGAGAGAGAGUGUGUGGAAGAGAUUUGUGACCACGAGGAAGCUCGAGAAGUGUUCGAGAGAGUUGAUAAAACGGAGAUUUUUUGGGCGAAAUAUUUGGGAUGUGGGGGAACAAAAUUAUCCAGAACACCAGCUAACAUCAACAAUUUGAGAGUAUGUGUGAAUACAGAGGGAGACUGUUACAUUAACAAUGGUGAAAACUACGCUGGUAGUAUGUCUGUCACCAAGUCUGGAAAGUCGUGUCAGUACUGGAAAAGCAACUUCCCCCACAGGAUUCAAGAAUUUAAUGUGACACAGCUGAAGCUACCGGAGAACUUUUGCAGAAACCCAGAUAAGAGCAAUCAAGGCCCUUGGUGUUUUACAAGAGACCCGACAGUCAGGAGGGAGUCCUGCAGCAUGCCAAAAUGCGGUGAGGCUGUUGUUCCCCCUCCUCGACCACCUACUGUGAAACCUGAAGAGCGUUACCUGAAGACUAAAGGCUGUCUGGAUGGAAAUGGGGAGACCUACACAGGGGAUAUGUCUGUGACUCUGGGGGGACGCACAUGCCUGCAGUGGAGCGCAGCAGAAGUGCAGGCCUUAAUAAAGGGGAAAGAGUUACUGCCUCAAGUUCAGCUGGUGAAGAACCACUGCAGAAACCCAGAUGGAGAUAUGGAGGGUCCCUGGUGCUAUGUAAAGGGAGCAGGUGGAAACAUUACCAUUGAUUACUGUGACUUGGAGUUGUGCGAUGCUCCUUUGGACAAGUUUGUCGAUGAAUCAGGUGGUCGAGAGAGAACAACUCUUGAAGACAAAAGGAAAGCUUUCUUUAAUCUCUGUAGUUUUGGCAAUGGAGAGCAAGAGUGUGGAGUGCGCCCCAUGUUUGAGAAGGUCAACAAAGAAGAUAAGAACGAGAAGGAGCUACUGAUGUCAUACACUGGAAGCAGAAUAGUGGGAGGAGAUGAGGCUGAAGUGGCCAGUGCUCCAUGGCAGGUGAUGCUGUAUAAGCGUAGUCCUCAGGAGCUGCUGUGUGGAGCCAGUCUGAUCAGUGAUGAAUGGAUUCUCACUGCCGCCCACUGCAUUCUCUACCCACCGUGGAACAAGAACUUCACAAUCAAUGAUAUUAUCGUCCGCCUUGGAAAACACUCUCGUACCAAGUAUGAGAGGGGCACUGAGAAGAUUGUGGCUAUUGAUGAAAUCAUUGUCCACCCGAAAUAUAACUGGAAGGAAAACCUGAACCGAGACAUUGCUCUUUUACACAUGAAGAAGCCUGUUGUCUUUACAAAUGAGAUCCACCCUGUUUGUCUGCCCACCAAGAACAUUGCAAAGAAUUUAAUGUUUGCAGGUUACAAGGGCCGUGUGACUGGCUGGGGGAACCUCAGGGAAUCGUGGUCCUCAAACCCAACCAAUCUUCCAUCAGUGCUGCAACAGAUUCACUUGCCCAUUGUGGAUCAGAGCAUCUGUCGCAAUUCCACCUCGGUCAUCAUCACCGAUAACAUGUUCUGUGCCGGCUACCAGCCAGAUGAUACAAAAAGAGGUGAUGCUUGUGAAGGAGACAGUGGCGGACCUUUUGUGAUGAAGAGUCCUACAGAUAAACGCUGGUAUCAGAUUGGCAUUGUGUUGUGGGGUGAGGGCUGUGACCGCGAUGGCAAAUAUGGAUUCUACACACACUUAUUCCGUAUGCGUCGCUGGAUGAAGAAAGUCAUUGACAAAACAGGCUCAGCAGAUGAAGAGUGAUCUUCCAAGCUGCCACACAAUAAAUUAACACUUUGGUAAAAUGUGAUCAAACCUGCAAAUGGAUAAAUAAACCGGAAUUAUUUGUUUGUUGAUACCAGUGUGUGAGUAUGGAGUUUCUUUCUGUGUAUUGAGAGUGAGAAUGGGCAGGCUUCU
Molecule: messenger RNA, 2220 nt
Organism: Sinocyclocheilus anshuiensis
Lineage: Eukaryota; Metazoa; Chordata; Actinopteri; Cypriniformes; Cyprinidae
Product: prothrombin-like
Exons: 14
Coding region: 148-2067 (639 amino acids)
Biological process (GO): proteolysis; blood coagulation; platelet activation
Cellular component (GO): extracellular region
Molecular function (GO): calcium ion binding; serine-type endopeptidase activity
Source: RefSeq, a predicted model, not a curated record